AUGACUCGAUUUGUUUAUUUACCUGUUUGUUUUUCCAUUAGUUUUUUUCUUAUUACACUCUAUAUUAAUUCACUUGUUCAAGUAUGGGCUGAUAGAAAUUCUCCAUAUUGGAUACCAGCAUUACCAGAUAUUGGUCAUAAUUUAUUACCUUAUUUGACAUAUUUUUCUAUAAAUAAUUAUUAUCUUUUAACUUCAUUUAUCUUAGUUAUUGUUCGUUAUAUAUUUCAAUGUGAUAUACGUUUAAUUGUAUUUCGUCGAUGGUUUUUUAUUCAAGCUAUUCUUUUUGUUAUGCGAAGUAUAUCAAUUUAUGUUACAUCAUUAAGUGUACCAUUACCUGGUUGUAAUACAACAGCUGUUGGUUCACCUCCAGUCGAAGCAUUUUAUAUCAUGUUUUUUAUACAUACAACAUGUGGUGAUGUUCUUUUUUCUGGUCAUACAGUUACUUUAACAUUAUGUGCUCUUGCUUGGACAACAUAUUCAAAAGGUGAAGAACAUUAUCCAAUACGUUGGUUAUGGUAUCGAUUGAAAGGUAUAAAUCAAGAAAUUGUUCCUGGUAGACCUGGUUGGCUUUAUCCAAAAUUAGAUUCAACUGGUGAUCCAUUAUCAGUUUAUAUAACAACAAUACUUGUUUGGAUAUUUACAAUAAUUGGUUAUUUAUUUAUUAUUGCAACUCGAUUUCAUUAUACAGUUGAUGUUUUUCUUGGUUUUCUUCUUUCAAAAUUAGUAUGGCAUACAUAUCAUUAUUAUAUAAAAACUUUAGCUGAACGUAGAAGUAUAAUAAUAGCAAGAUUUUUUCUUUGGUUUGAAGGUUAUGGAAAACCACCAGUUGAUACAUCUGUAAGUUUAUUAACAGGACCAUCAUAUGGACUUCAAGAACAAGCUGAACAUAUGGAAGAAUCUGGUAAUGUAAUACGUCCAGGUGAUGCAAGUAAUGCUUAA
This is a messenger RNA of Rotaria sp. Silwood1, 939 nucleotides long. NCBI's taxonomy places the organism in Eukaryota, Metazoa, Rotifera, Eurotatoria, Philodinida, Philodinidae. The record is from the annotation of a GenBank genome assembly.